AUGGAUGAAAUAGUCCUUCAUGUUUUCUCUCCUGUGUUCAUUUCUUUUAGUGCUGGAGUCGGCAGGACUGGCUGUUUCAUUGUGAUAGAUGCCAUGUUAGAGAGAAUAAAGCAUGAAAAGACAGUAGAUAUUUAUGGCCACGUAACUCUAAUGAGAGCGCAGAGGAAUUACAUGGUUCAAACGGAGGACCAAUACAUCUUUAUCCACGAUGCGCUGCUGGAAGCAGUGACGUGUGGAAAUACCGAAGUGCCAGCCAGAAAUCUGUAUGCGUAUAUCCAGAAGCUGACACAGAUAGAAACAGGCGAGAAUGUCACAGGAAUGGAACUGGAAUUUAAGCGUCUUGCUAGCUCUAAGGCUCACACUUCAAGAUUCAUCAGUGCCAAUCUUCCAUGUAAUAAAUUCAAAAAUCGCCUUGUCAAUAUUAUGCCAUAUGAAUCUACAAGGGUAUCCUUGCAGCCAAUCCGAGGAGUAGAAGGCUCUGAUUAUAUUAAUGCCAGUUUCAUUGAUGGAUACAGACAACAAAAAGCUUACAUAGCUACACAGGGUCCUUUAGCAGAAACAACUGAAGACUUCUGGAGAAUGCUCUGGGAGCAUAAUUCUACAAUUGUGGUCAUGCUCACUAAACUACGAGAAAUGGGCAGAGAAAAAUGCCACCAGUACUGGCCUGCAGAGCGCUCAGCCAGAUAUCAGUAUUUUGUGGUAGAUCCAAUGGCAGAGUACAACAUGCCACAGUAUAUUCUGAGGGAAUUUAAGGUCACUGAUGCAAGGGAUGGCCAGUCCCGAACAGUGAGGCAGUUCCAGUUCACUGACUGGCCUGAACAAGGAGUGCCAAAGUCUGGAGAAGGAUUUAUUGACUUCAUAGGCCAAGUGCACAAAACAAAAGAGCAGUUUGGUCAGGAUGGACCAAUUUCCGUUCAUUGCAGUGCUGGUGUUGGAAGGACUGGAGUAUUCAUAACCCUGAGCAUUGUGUUAGAAAGAAUGAGAUACGAAGGUGUUGUAGAUAUCUUCCAGACUGUCAAAAUGUUAAGGACACAACGGCCAGCCAUGGUACAGACAGAGGAUCAAUACCAGUUCUGCUAUCGAGCCGCACUGGAGUAUCUGGGCAGCUUUGAUCACUAUGCAACAUAAAAACCCAUCGUGGAUUUUUAUUGCAGGCCCUUUAAGAUCCAGAGAGCCGCUUCUGAGCCAUACGAUGUGCUUUAGAAGUACUUCUUAACUCUUAGCUAAGGAGCGAUUAUUGGGGAUAUAUAAAAUAAAAAA
Messenger RNA from Phaethon lepturus (White-tailed tropicbird), 1260 nucleotides. RefSeq names its product receptor-type tyrosine-protein phosphatase delta-like. Gene Ontology annotation, molecular function: protein tyrosine phosphatase activity. The coding region runs from base 1 to 1128 and encodes 375 amino acids. The record is from RefSeq and is a predicted model, not a curated record. The transcript has 7 exons. Lineage: Eukaryota; Metazoa; Chordata; Aves; Phaethontiformes; Phaethontidae. Gene Ontology annotation, biological process: protein dephosphorylation.